Messenger RNA from Coccomyxa subellipsoidea C-169, 228 nucleotides. RefSeq lists its product as hypothetical. The record is from RefSeq and is a predicted model, not a curated record. Bases 1 to 228 code for a protein of 75 amino acids. Lineage: Eukaryota; Viridiplantae; Chlorophyta; Trebouxiophyceae; Coccomyxaceae. The transcript is spliced from 2 exons.
AUGCAGUGGCAGACGAUUCGAGACUAUAAGAGGGGCGAGACGCCUCUGGGCGUUCCUCAGCAGAAUCAAACAGAGGAGGAGGAGGAUGACGAUGACGAUGGUGACGAUGAGAUGACAGAGGAAGAAGAGGAGGAGGAACAAGAUGGCAUGGAGGAUGGGGAAGAGGAAGAGCAGGAAGAAGAGGAAGAAGAUGCUGACCAGGACGAUGAUGUCAGUGAAGAGUACUGA